AUGGAGGAGCGGUUCCCACCUCCUCCCCACACGAACGGCCGCCAGCACGACAGCGGCGGCGGCAGUGGCGGCAGCGAUCAUCGCGAGGCCAGCCUCGAGCUGGCUCCUGUCCCCAAUCCCGACAGCCCCGAGCACGCAUUCGCCUCCGACACCUACGUCGUCCAGAUCCCCAAAGACCAGAUCUACCGUGUGCCGCCCCCGGAGAACGCCUUGAUUGUCAAGCGCCACCGGAAGCCCACGGAGCCGAAAAAGCGGUCGUUUUGUUGUUCUUCUUGUUGCUGUUGGCUCUUCUUGGCCAUCAUCGUGAUUGUCCUCGUCUUCGGCAUCCUCGCCAUUGUUUCCUCCGUUUUCCUCAAGCUGAAAAACCCUAAUUUCCAUGUCGACCAUUUCGUCGUGAAGGACCUGACGAAGUCGCAUGAUAAAAAUACUAAACUCGUGUACGACGUCAAGUUGAAGGUCGAGAACCCGAACACGUAUUCGAGCUUUACCUACAAGCAAGGGGGGGCUGUCUCGCUCGCCUUCAAACAAAAGGCGAUCGCGACGGGAAAGUUCGUGGCAUUCGACCAGGACCGGAAGACAUCGAAGGCCGUUGACAUCGUCCUCAAAGGAUCAAAUACUGCAUUACCUAAGGAGAUGCAAAAAAGCUUGAGGAGCAAAAAGACCAAGAAUCACUUGACGUUUGCAUUGCAUGUGGACGCUCCGGCUAGAAGGAAGAUUGGGAUAAUAAAGGGUUCGAGCUCAAGGUUUGUUGCUUCGUGCCAAUUCACGGUCGACAAACUGGGAAAAGAUGCUCGUGUUCUUUCCCAGAAAUGCCAAACGGAGCGCAAGGACUCUUGA
Eucalyptus grandis is the source of this 837-nucleotide messenger RNA. Its product is annotated as NDR1/HIN1-like protein 13. Gene Ontology annotation, cellular component: plasma membrane. The record is from RefSeq and is a predicted model, not a curated record. The transcript has a single exon. Lineage: Eukaryota; Viridiplantae; Streptophyta; Magnoliopsida; Myrtales; Myrtaceae. The coding region runs from base 1 to 837 and encodes 278 amino acids.